This is a messenger RNA of Cyphellophora europaea CBS 101466, 1383 nucleotides long. RefSeq lists its product as uncharacterized. The record is from RefSeq and is a predicted model, not a curated record. Gene Ontology annotation, biological process: sulfite transmembrane transport; transmembrane transport. Bases 1 to 1383 code for a protein of 460 amino acids. The transcript has 2 exons. Gene Ontology annotation, molecular function: sulfite transmembrane transporter activity. Gene Ontology annotation, cellular component: plasma membrane. NCBI's taxonomy places the organism in Eukaryota, Fungi, Ascomycota, Eurotiomycetes, Chaetothyriales, Cyphellophoraceae.
AUGGACCGGGACCAAGAAGUCCUGGAUAAAUGGUCCAGCAACAACCCAGCUGUGACUGCUCCAGCAACAUAUGUCCUGAGCCGCUCUUCUGCGGUGCAACAGAAUCGAUCUGAAAGCUCUUCGCUGCCGACUUUGCGACCUUCGAAUUCGACGACCGACAAGCCACGAAGUGAGCCGGCUGAGCAGCAGUCUUAUCAGCCGCCAUCCAAGUACGAUGUCGGGUGGCGCAGAGUGGUGCGGAACUUCUCGCCCUCGUGGUUCAGCGUGACCAUGGGAACUGGCGUUGUGUCGAUCCUGCUCAUUCAGAUCCCUUUUCAGGCGGAAUGGUUGUACUGGCUCUCGGUCAUCUUCUUUGGGCUCAACGCCAUCCUCUUUGCCUUGGCCUUUUCCAUUUCGGUGCUGAGGUACACGCUCUAUCCGGAGAUCUGGCAUGUGAUGAUCCAGGAUCCGACAAACUCGCUCUUCCUGGGGACGAUACCCAUGGGCUUCGCCACGCUGGUGACAUCCUGGGUAUUCCUUUGCUGUCCUUACUGGGGAGAGUGGGCGACAACCUUCGCGUGGGUCUGCUGGAUGAUCGACUGUGUGGUCGCUGUCGCCGUGACGGUGUCUCUUCCCUUCCUGCUCAUGAGCCAGUCCCACCAGCAGAGCCUAGAUCGCAUCACUGCCGCACAGCUGCUGCCCAUCGCUGCGACCAUUGUGGCAUCCGGCACGGGAACCGGUGUCGCCAAUAUCUUGCCCAACCCGGAGCGUGCUCUCGGAACGGUGAUAGCAUGCUAUGUGCUCUGGGGCAUGUCGACGCCACUGGCAAUGACAAUCCUUGUCAUCUACUACCAGCGUUUGGCACUGCACAAGAUCCCACCACGGGAGAUUGUCGUGUCAUCCUUCCUCCCUCUUGGUCCUCUUGGCAUGGGCGGCUAUGCCAUUAUGAGGUGCGGUGGUGUCGCGAGGAAGGUCUUUCCUCAAGUUGAGUUCUUCCACAACCUGGAAAUCGCUGGAGAUAUUGUGUACAUCCUGGGUGUCUUCGUGGCUCUGAUCAUGUGGUCUUUUGGGCUUUGCUGGCUGGUGUUUGCGCUGGCUUCCAUUUAUGGAUCUCGACCAUUCCCAUUCAAUAUGGGUUGGUGGGGCUUUACCUUCCCAUUAGGAGUCUGGUCGCUCAGCACGAUCCAUUUUGGCACCGAGAUGCCGAGUCUCUUCUUCAGGGUCCUCGGCACUAUUGGCGCUGUUUCAGUCGUACUUUUGUGGAUCAUUGUCGCUGCAGGAACUGCCCGAGGGGCAUGGCGUGGGCAUUUAUUCAAUGCUCCCUGUCUCAAGAACCUGAAGCCUGCUGAGCAGAAAGAUGUCACAGAAGCAGCCGAAGCUGAGAAGGCAAAUGGUAAUGGAUGA